UCGGUCAGCCGUGAGCAGCUGUUGAUUGGGAGACAUGGGCCAUGUCCCGGCUCUCGCGAUCAACCGCUUGCUUGUCUGUCGUUACGUCCAAGAUCGCGGACCUACAAGGCUUUCCAGCUUCGGCCUUGAAAGCUUGACGUCCCGAAUGAACACUGAGAUACGGAGUUAUUCUCAGCGCGCAUAGCGCCACGCCCUGUUGCAUACAUGCGAGACGGGGACCCUGUGGGCGUGGUGCGUCUUCUCACCAACGUUCUUCCCCUGUUUCAUCUACUUCACAUCCUAUGAUGACAGGCUCGCGCCAGGCAGGGUUGCUAGACGUUUCUGCUGGGUGUUCUGGCUGUCGGAUGACUUCCCUUGACCGGAAUCUAGAACACGGCUUGAAGGUUGGCAACCUUGAGGCAAGGAAGUACACGAGGCCACGAACUUUGAAAGUGUGGUCCUAUGCAGUAUAUAUACGAACCGGUAUCGCAUCGCAGAUACUCAGACAACCGCGUCUGCAAGAACCGCAACAUCAACUCACGAUGACCGAGGCUCCUGGCACAUGCACUUCUUGCAACUUACCCCUACCAACAGAUGCAGCCCAAGCUCAGGCCCAAGUAGCGUAUUUUUCGUGUGGGCAUGCAUACCACCGUAAUAGGUGCAUAGCUGCAGAUGCGGAGAAAUGCCCGCGGUGCCAACUAAAUAUGACGAUAGGCCUAACGGUCGCCGGCGCAGCCAUCGGUGUGCUACUCGCACCGGUUGUCGCUCCAGCAGCGCUAGGGCUAGUCGGAUUCAGUGCGGCUGGGCCUGUCGCAGGUACUUUGGCUGCGGCAAUUCAAGCUUCAAUCGGCAACGUGGCGGCGGGCUCCCUCUUCGCAAUAUGCCAGAGCGUUGGUAUGGGAGGCGCGCUGCCAGCUUUAGGAUACGCUGCUGGUGCAGUGGCUGGGGCGGUCGCGGGGUGCUGCGGCUGCUGCCGCGGCAAUAGACGACAACACUGAAGACCAGAAGAUAGGCUGAAGAACCUGAUGCCAAUGGCAAAGGCCCCUAAAUGUUGUUAUAUUAUGGGGAUGUAGCAGCCUCGGUUGCAACGGCCUCGAUUUUCGUCAUCACUGUGUAAAUUAGGCACCGGUCUGUACUGGCCGGACUGGCUUGUGGUUCCCUCUCGUCAGGUAUUCAAACAAGACAACUGCACGACACCUGUGUGUGAUAGUCAUUCAAGUGC
Fomitopsis serialis is the source of this 1201-nucleotide messenger RNA. RefSeq lists its product as uncharacterized. NCBI's taxonomy places the organism in Eukaryota, Fungi, Basidiomycota, Agaricomycetes, Polyporales, Fomitopsidaceae. Gene Ontology annotation, cellular component: membrane. The transcript is spliced from 4 exons. The record is from RefSeq and is a predicted model, not a curated record. Bases 282 to 977 code for a protein of 231 amino acids.